This is a messenger RNA of Ruditapes philippinarum (Manila clam), 1456 nucleotides long. RefSeq names its product hemicentin-1-like. Gene Ontology annotation, cellular component: cell-cell junction. The record is from RefSeq and is a predicted model, not a curated record. The transcript has 6 exons. Gene Ontology annotation, biological process: cell-cell adhesion. NCBI's taxonomy places the organism in Eukaryota, Metazoa, Mollusca, Bivalvia, Venerida, Veneridae. Gene Ontology annotation, molecular function: cell adhesion molecule binding. The annotation marks the transcript as partial.
UCUUUUCAGGUUACUUAAUAUAUCCAUGUAGUGAUAGGCUUACUUUUGGAAAUGCAGAACUUGAAAUUCCAUUUAAGUAUAUUUGCUCUGUGUUUCAUUCAAGUGUCCGUGUCAACUGAUAUCAUGAUCAUUCCAAAAGUUAUUGAUGGCUUUGAGGAAAGGAGCGUUUCCUUCAAAUGUGCUCACAGUGGAACAGGGUUAAGAAUGAGAUGGCAACGGAAAGAUCGAAGUAAUAUUUGCUAUUUUGCAACGCAUGACUGUAGUGCUCUCAUAACAACACAGGACAGAACCACGUGCACUUGUGAAAAAGAUUCUAAAAACGAAAUUGCCGUUUCUUUACAAAUAUCUAAUAUAUCAAGUGCUGAUCACAAUACUACCUGGUUUUGUGCAGUCGUUUAUAUUACAGGAAUACGCAAUCAAACAGCAUCUUUAUUGGUCAAAGUUCCAGUUAAAGCAUUGACUAUCACGCCCUUUGUGAAGACCAUACAGAUUUCUGAAAAUAAUACCACAACGUUUUCUUGCAACACUUCCUAUAGUCGGCCGAUUCCCAAAAUUCAAUGGAUAAUAAAGGAUCGCAGCCAUUUGCAAUUAACUGGAGAGCAAACAAAUAAAACUAACAAUAUAGGUUUGACUUCUGCGGAUAGUGCUCUUAAUUACAAACCUAGCAGAACAUACAACGGAUGGAAACUUUAUUGUAUUGUCAUCAAGUCGGAAGUGCAAAAGAAAGAAAUAUCAUCAAGUUUAAUAUCACUUAAUGUCACAUAUCCACCUGAUUUAACACUGAUGAUAAAUGGGUUUCUUUCAAAUGGAAUUUAUUAUGUUAUUGAAAAUAGCACAGGCACUUUAACUUGCAACAUCACCGGAGGAAAUCCAAAGCCUUUAUUGGCAUGGGCCAAAUGUUUUGAUAAUGAAAUUUAUACUAGUUUUCGCAGCUCAUCUACAGCAGAAAGUGUGACAAAUACGUUGACUUGGCGGGCAAUAUCUGACACUGAUAGAGUUUGUACAUGUCAGUCCAUACAAAUGGAAAGAAAUGACUCUGUGUCUAUAAACGUUAGAGUAUUAUAUCCUCCUACCCUACCAAUAUUUACGUGUGGUUCAUUAAAUGUGUCAGGAAAAAUAUAUAUAAUACAAAACGAACAACUGUUGUUGGAUUGUAAUAGCAAUAGUAAGCCCCCUCCAACUUAUGAAUGGGAAGCAAAACACAUACCAGCUACUAACAAAAGAACAUUGCAAAUUACGGAGACGGAAAAGAUUCACCAAGGAAAUUAUACAUGUUUUGUUACUAAUACAAUGAAUUCAACAGAGGGAAUACAGAAUGGUUCUAGUAGAAACACUGUUGAAGUCAAUGUUCUUUACUCUCCGACAAUAAAGGAUUUUUACGUGAAUGGAUACAAAUCUGAGCGUAAUGUGACAGCAACUGAAUAUGACAACGUCACCUUUAUUUGCGACAUUGACA